CACCUGACAUCACGUCUGACACUGAACAGUUAGACAGGAGACUUCACACCGUCUUCACUGUCAGAUAUCGUCACUAGGGAGGAUGUGUACACAAAAGGCAAUAACAAUGCAAGUGUAAACAUGUCUUUACCAAGCGGCAAUCAUUCCUCUGUUAAUAUUUCUUCAGAAUACUUUAAAAAUUGUUUGAUUCAUCAAACAUCAAAUGAGUUCAAUGUAAGUCUCAUGCAGAUAAGAAUAAACACUUCACAUUUCAGUGCAAAAGGAAAAUGUACAAUAGUAGUAACUGUACCACACAACCACGUGGCUAAGAUUCAGGUGACGACGGACACACAGAGUGAUGAUUUCGACAUACAAGUCUAUGACAUUGGAAAAGAGUACAUACAACUCUUGCCUUACUACAUAGGUUCUGUAGAUGUCGUCUCUCUGACCAAUAAAAUCAAGACUGUGAUAUACAUUUAUAAUACUUCAAGUAUUCGAUUUUCUUUCUUUAUUAAUAUAUCCGCAGUUUCCAUUCCUCAGCUGGAAAUCAACUACACGACAGCCACCCAGGGCUUUGUUCAAACACCCAACUGGAUCGGAAGAACUCGGUAUCCACUCAUGGACAGCUGGGCUGAGAUACCUAUCCCAAGGCACCAUCAGAUAAUGGUCAGUUUUCAAGAAGUAGAUAUAGGAGGAUCUGAAGAAUGCAGACAUGAUAAAAUAUCUCUUUACAGUGAAGGCCAUCUCAAUAGCAGUUUGAUCCAUGAGAUAUGUACCACCCACAAGCCACCUGUUUCUCUGUACAAUGUCAGCAAGCUGUACAUUCACUUCAAGUCUGUGACAUUUUAUCCAGGGACAGGGUUUAGACUUUCAUUCUCUUUUCACGCCCUCUCCGCUCUUCCCCAACAACUGAGGGACGGCAGGUGGAACUGCUCUGUGCCGCACUGGCCCGACUUCCGCCUGCACUUCCCGUGUAACCUGGUGUCCGACUGCGUGGGCGGCGAGGACGAAGUGGACUGUCCUUACACCAGUCACGUGUGUGGUCCAGGCUUCCAGUCAGCUAAUGGCACAUGUCUGCAGUUUGUAAAGACAGACCGAAAUAUUUCGUGGAAGGCAGCUUCGGAAAUUUGCAAGUCUCGAGGUAUGCUGCUUAUGGCGGCGCAAACACCGACAGAAUGGGCAGCAACUCUUGAUCUUCUGCGAUAUCGUCCCUUUGAACGUUCGUUUUAUGGGCUUGUACUAUCUCCCCCUUCAUUGCCAUACAUGUACAGUCAAGGGUUCACAGGACUGGAUGGAAUAUUCAUUCAUUUUCUGCCAGUAGACUUUUAUUACGGAAUUAGUGGCUGCUUUGGCAUCCGUUUUCGUCCAAAAGACAUCUUAGAUAUAUUUUUACCACUGUGCGAUAUCAACAUGGCUUCUUUGUUGAUCUGCAAGUUUGCCGUUAGUGGCGACGACACUUUACCACAGAUGCCGGUGUCACUCACAGCCAACUGGUCAGUGGACGUCUUGCAGUGUCCGUCACUCCACUACACACACACUUUCCUCGCUUGUGAUGUCGAGAGUGAGUGCUGGGCGGACAAGUACGACAACGCUAAGACAUGUAGUACUCCUCUGACGUCACUUCCGCCUUCGUUCUCCUGUAUCAACGAGAUUCAACGUGUGCCCUACUCCCUUGUGUGCGAUCAUCGUCCUGACUGCAGCGAUAACAGCGACGAGAAUUUUUGCAUCUUUUUUACAUGUCCACUGAACAAAAAGCUGUUUGAGUGUUCAAACAAACAGUGCAUCCCAGAUCAUUUCAGAUGCGAUCAUUUUUGGCACUGCGCUGAUGGCUUAGACGAACUGAUGUGCAUCCAUCAAGAAUAUAUUCAUGUAAAAAAAAGUCAUCCUCCCCCUGCUAUCAUAGACAUCGACUCUAAUGGUAGGCUAAAAGCAGUAGAACCAAUAACAAUGAAAGAAAAAAUUAUGUGUCCCGAAACCCAUUUCCAGUGUCCAGGAGUUGACUUUUACUGUCUGCCCGUCUAUGUUCGCUGUAAUGGUGUCUUUGACUGUCCUGGUAAACAGGACGAGACGGCGUGUGACACCUACACCUGUCCCGGCUACUACCGCUGCCGCUCGUCACACGUCUGCCUGCACCCUGAUCACGUGUGUGACGGUUGGUCACAGUGUCCUGAGGGAGACGACGAGCUGCUGUGUGACCUUUCUUGUCCUGACACGUGUGUGUGUCACGGACUGGCCUUCACCUGCACGCAAAGGUUUGCAGCUAUCAAUUACCCUGAACUGCGGUAUCUUGACGCAAGUGGCUCGGGGAUGACCCCCAGAGAUGUUGUCAAUAACACCAUGAUUGUUUAUCUCAGCUUUAACAACUGUAACAUCAGUGUUCUAGACCAAAUGAACUUCGUUAACCUUCAAAUCCUUGACCUAAGUAACAACUAUAUUACCUCAUUCAGUUCUAAUAUAUUUGGAACACUACAUAACCUGAGGUCCUUGGAUCUUUCGGGUAAUCCACUUGCAUCUUUAAACCCAACUGACAGACCUUCUCAUCCAGCACUAGGACAAGUAAUAGGCCUUGAUGUUUCCAGAAUUAAGUUUUCAAUACUGGAUGUUAUGAUUUCUGAAACAUUUCCUAAUCUACGAAAACUCAAUCUCUCUGACUGCGGCGUUGAAACCAUUGCUGGCGAGUUGUUCACAAACCUGACUGAACUACGAAGUCUAGAUUUAAAGGGGUCUACUGUGAACUAUUUCCCACCACAAACAUUUACCUCCUUAAGUAAGUUAGAGUCCCUCUAUGCUGACAACUACAAGGUCUGUUGUCCAGCCUCCCUUCCCGAAGGAUUUAUUCUGCAAAAGUGUGAAGCGCCCUCUGACGAGAUCUCGUCCUGUGAUGCUCUCCUGCGCUCAGACACAUACCGUGUCUUCCUCUCGUUAUUCGCGUCUUUAGCUCUGAUGGGCAACGCGGGAAGUUUUAUUUACCGUGUGUUUAUCAGUAAGAAAACAAGCAACCUUGGUUUUGAUGUCUUUGUCACUAAUUUAAGUAUAGCUGACUUUGUGAUGGGUGUGUACCUGGCCAUCAUAGGAAUAGCUGACCGUGUGUACCUAGAAAACUACUUGUGGAACGACUUAAUAUGGAGAAAUAGUUUUGUGUGUAAGCUGGCCGGCUUUCUCUGUCUACUGUCUAGUGAAGUGUCAGCUUUCAUUAUCCUUCUCGUCACAUUAGACCGAUUACUUGUCAUCAAUUUUCCUUUCAGCGUCUUUCACUUCGUUAAACGUUCGGCGUGGAUUGCUUCAGUUAUGACGUGGAGUGUAGGCUUCAUUAUCGCUCUCAUUCCUUUGCUUCCGUCAACAGCAGACUGGAACUUCUACAAUAAAAACGGUAUCUGCAUUCCAAUCUCAAUCGCGAAUAAAGACUUUUACGGAAAAGACUAUGCUACCGGUAUCAUGAUUAUCCUGAACGGUAUUCUCUUUCUUUUUAUUGCCGCUGGUCAGUUUUUCAUCUUUUUGUCUGUAAGAAUUAACAGUAUUCCAAAUUCCGACACAUCCAAGAAGACCAAGGACCUGACCAUCGCCCGUCGACUGAUGACAGUGGUUGUGUCUGACUUUUGCUGCAAGUUCCCCGUGGCCUUGCUGGGACUUCUAGCGGCCCGCGGCACGCCAGUCUCUAGUGAGGUCAUCGUCGCUCUCGUCAUCUUCAUUGUUCCACUUAACUCCGCUCUCAACCCCUUCCUGUACACUUUGAACGUUUUGAUUGAGCGAAGGCGAAAGUCGAAAGAAAUGAUGUUGAAGAAGCAUUUAAUAUCGCUGCUAGAACAAAAAAACUUGUCGAAGUAAGCGGCAUCUAAGAGAAUUUUUUUUAAUAAUUGCAGCUCCAACAGGCGUAAGUAGCUCAUUUCUACAAUAUUUAUUUCAGUGAUAAAGGCGGCUCUGGUCCUGUACAUCUUUGUCUUGCUAAUGCAAUUAUCUACCUCAAUUCCUGCUUUAUACAUCAGAAAAACUACGUGAUUUUUGUACGUUUAAUAAAUGACUGAGAUUUACUAUGUAUACACUAUUAACUGAAAUACAAAACUUGUUAAUACAUGUAUUGACAACAAAUCACGUUUUCAACACAAGUAAUAUGAGUUUUGUACAGCCGAAAUUUAUAAGGGUUUAGUACAUAGGGCCUAAACGGUAUACAAAUAUUUAAACAAUAUAUUUAUAUUUAUUGAGGAUGCCAGCGACUGUUUGGGAUUUUUAUGCCCAUAUCGUUUACUUUAAUAUAAAAUUUUAUUCCUUAAUCUAAGUCGAUGUUGGUUUAACACUGAGACUUGGUUUAAACCUGCUGGCUUUUACUGACUGUGUACAUUAACCACUUGGUUCCACCAUCCACCACUGGGCCUACAGUAUCACAUGGAUGCUGAUGAUACACAGCUGCUAGUGUCUGGCGUCGUUCACAGCUGUAGCAGGUCCACACCAUCACACAACACACACUUUAUUGUGUAAAAGUCUGUUGGAGAACAAACUGGACAUGAAUGAUGACAUGAGUAAGGUCUGUCACACAGCCUCUGAAAAAACUCAAAUGUCUUUCAUUCAUACACAAGAGAAAUAAAAGUAUUUUUAUAAAUCAACGGGAGGUAAGCGGUAAAUAUUUAAUGCUUAUUGUAGAACGCUAAACAUGUUUUGGUAAAAUUUAGUCGUUUACAGCCAAAGAAAGACGAGAGGAAACAAAUAAUAAAAGUAAAAACCUAAGUAUAAAAGUACGAUGGUUACAGUCAAGUGGGGCAGGUUAUGAGGUUACGGGUUACAGGUGUAACAAAAAUUACAAUCAUUAUAAAUAAGUGGAACCAAGUGUUUUAUAUUUUAAGACCUUGAGCUUUUAAUUAUUCACAAUAUCGAUGAUUUGGAUUUUUUUUUUUUUUGACACGUAAAACAGCUAAAUUUUCAGUAGCAUGUGUUCAUGGUAAAUACGAUGCUCAGGGAAUAUUUAUAUAGCUAUUGUAAAUGUUAAUAAUUAUUUUCACACAAGUAAUCUGUUGGUUCCAGAUAUCGUCUGCAAAACCCAAUCCACACUUCUAACCUGAUACUCUUAAAACAGAACUUAGCUGUGAAUGUGAAGGCCACUUAUUGGAUAUUUUAUCAACAAUACUUUAAAUCGUAAAUAAUAUUUAUAUAGUUAUAUAUAUAUAUGUUGUACGAUAGUAUUC
Pomacea canaliculata is the source of this 5153-nucleotide messenger RNA. RefSeq names its product G-protein coupled receptor GRL101-like. The transcript has 4 exons. Bases 121 to 3804 code for a protein of 1227 amino acids. Gene Ontology annotation, molecular function: G protein-coupled receptor activity; protein binding. The record is from RefSeq and is a predicted model, not a curated record. Gene Ontology annotation, cellular component: membrane. Gene Ontology annotation, biological process: G protein-coupled receptor signaling pathway. Lineage: Eukaryota; Metazoa; Mollusca; Gastropoda; Architaenioglossa; Ampullariidae.